This is a messenger RNA of Betta splendens (Siamese fighting fish), 972 nucleotides long. Its product is annotated as trace amine-associated receptor 13c-like. Gene Ontology annotation, molecular function: trace-amine receptor activity. The transcript is spliced from 2 exons. Gene Ontology annotation, cellular component: membrane. The coding region runs from base 1 to 972 and encodes 323 amino acids. NCBI's taxonomy places the organism in Eukaryota, Metazoa, Chordata, Actinopteri, Anabantiformes, Osphronemidae. Gene Ontology annotation, biological process: G protein-coupled receptor signaling pathway. The record is from RefSeq and is a predicted model, not a curated record.
AUGGACGGAGACGAGCUCUGCUUCACGCAGCUCAACGCCUCGUGCAGCCGGACGCGCCCCCGCUCCCGCCUCAGCGCCGUCCUGCUGGCGCUCGUCGCCGUCCUCACCGUGGUGCUCAACCUGCUGGUGGUCGUCUCCAUCUCCCACUUCAGGCAGCUCCACACCACCACCAACCUGCUCGUCUUCUCUCUGGCCGUCACCGACUUCCUGCUUGGGUUCCUGCAGAUGCCGAGCGUCCUCGUCCUCUACCAGAGCUGCUGGCUCCUCGGAAACUUCAUAUGUGAUGUGAAUUUCUUCAUGGGCGGCUUCCUGGUCAGCGUGUCCGUGGGGAACAUGGUUCUGAUCUCCGUGGACCGCUACGUGGCCGUGUGUGAGCCCAUGUUCUACUCCACUAAGGUCACGGUGAAGCGGGUCCAGCUCUGCGUGUGUCUGUGCUGGCUGUGUUCUGUUGUGCACAGCAGCUGGUUACUCAGGGACUUCUUCAAGCAGCAGCACAGGUACGACUUCUGCUCCGGGGCGUGUGCGGCUGAGUUCAAGCUCAGCGAGGUGGCGUUCGACACGGCGGUGACCUUCCUGGGGCCCGUCGCCGUCAUCGUGCUGCUCUACGUCAGGAUAUUUGCGGUGGCCGUGUCUCAGGCCCGAGCCAUGCGCUCACACGUCACCGCCUUCGCCGCGAAGCGAUCGGAGGCCGUGAGGCCCAAGAAGUCGGAGCUGAAGGCGGCCAGGACGCUCGGGGUUGUAAUAGUUGUGUUCAUUUUGUGUUACAGUCCCUUUUGUGUUAUCAUUGUAGGUAUCAUGAACAACUCCACGUGGGCCUUUGAUGCAACCAUUCAGUACUGGCUGGUUUAUUCCAACUCGUGUCUAAACCCUCUGAUCUACGCCUUCGUUUACCCCUGGUUCAGAAAGUCCAUUAAACACAUUGUGACGCUGCAGAUUCUGCAGCCAAACUCCUCAGAGGCCAACGUGCUGUAG